Messenger RNA from Orbicella faveolata, 2603 nucleotides. RefSeq lists its product as uncharacterized. Lineage: Eukaryota; Metazoa; Cnidaria; Anthozoa; Scleractinia; Merulinidae. Gene Ontology annotation, biological process: oligopeptide export from mitochondrion. The record is from RefSeq and is a predicted model, not a curated record. Gene Ontology annotation, cellular component: mitochondrial inner membrane. Gene Ontology annotation, molecular function: ATP binding; ABC-type oligopeptide transporter activity; ATP hydrolysis activity.
AAGGGUUUACAGGGGUAUACAAGGGUAAACAAAGGUUUACAGGGGUAUAGAAGAGUUUACAGGGGUAUACUAGAGCUACAGCCACAUUCUCGGGACAUUAUAUAUAGUCUUACAUAAAGUAGUGACCGUGUUAUGCAAGGUCAUCGUUCGGUGGUUUUUUUUGCUGAGCUGGGUAUUUAGCAGCUCGUUCGUUAUCCUGGCAAAACACUGUCAAUUUUAACUCUCUGGGCUACUUUUGCUGACGCCGUGAAAUUCUAAGCCGCGUGGUGUUUGGCGGAGAAUUCAUACAGGACUCUUACUUUUGCAUAUGUGUUAAAAAUCAGUUUGUACAAUAAAAGAAAAAUGGAGCAUGGAGAGAGUGGAAGUAAACUUCCAGAUUCUGUGGACUCAUCUCUUUUUACUACCAAUUCCAGUGGAGAAGAAGGUGAAGUUAGUAGAGGAUAUUAUUCUCUUCCUACACAUCGCUUUACAACUGUUGUCCAGGUGGUGUUACUGUUUGACUUGGUAUCUUCUCUUGCACUCUGGCUUUGUGGUGGAGACAACAACUAUAUGGAGGGCAGUGUUAAGCAUUUCAAAAUAAGAGACUCUGUGUUUGACUUAGCAGCAAUAGCAUUUGUGAAAUCCAGCAUUCUCUUUUUUGUUUAUCCCUGGCUUGAACAUUUGUCAAUGAAGCAAAUUGACCAUCCAUAUGACAAAGGACUGGCAUCCAGGAAAUGUUCUUGUCACUUCCUUGUAAUAUUUCUGAGUGUUGGGUCUCUGGCUUAAAGCACUACUAAAGGUGUUCUUAUCUACAAAGUAAGAUCAGAGAAGGAGCAUAAACUCCACCCAACCUAUUACGCACUGGUGAUAAGCUCUCUUGUAUUUUCAUUGCUGGAGUCUGUGUUUUCACUGAGUAGCUUUGUUGCCAUGAGAAGAUUGAAAGUGCUACGGAUUCUUCACACUCCUAAUGAUGCUGAUUCCAACAAGAAGCGAAAGGUGAAUUUGAGGAGGUUGAUGACUCUAGCCAAACCAGAGCUUUUGGUUAUAUCUGUGGCAUCCUUAGCUCUUCUGGCCUCAAGUGGAGCUCAAAUUGCUGCUCCCUAUUUUUUUGGGAAAGUGAUCCAAGCUUCGAUGGAAAAAGGCAUGAAGCAUCUUAAUGAGACAAUUGCGAUCCUUGCCCUUGUCUACCUUGGAGGUGCAUUAGCAGCACUGUUAAGGGCAUGGCUCUUUACUCUUUCUGGACAGCGGCUUGUGGCUAGGAUUAGAAAGCAGGUAAGUAGUUGUGGUUUGCAGUUAUGGUUGGUUUUUAAGAGGGGACUCCAAUAUGAGAAGGUCAGGGAUCCUUGUCAGAAAGUGAAUGUGUCCAUGUUGCUGCGAUACAUAAUUCAGAUCAUUGGUUCACUGGUGUUUAUGUUCACUCUCAGUCCCAAGCUGACGGGAGUUCUUAUUUCUGUAGUGCCUAUUGUGGGAAUCGGAGCUCAGCAAUAUGGGCGGUUUGUGCAGGGGUUACGAAAGAAAUUUCAAGAUGAGCUAGCAGCAGCAUCAACAACUGCGGAAGAAUCAAUUGGCAACAUACGAACUGUUCGAUCAUUCUCUCAGGAACGAAAAGCCAUGGAUAAUUAUAAAGCAGACAUUGACAAGAGUUACAAUGUUGGAGCUAAACUUGCCCUUGCUUCAGGUUUGUUUCAAGGUGUUAUUGGUAUCAUAGGUCAGGGUGCAGUUGUGUUGGUCUUAUGGUAUGGUGGUAGUCUGGUCAAUCAGGGGGCAUUGAAUGUUGGUAUUUUGACAGCUUUCAUGCUCUACACUCUAAAUGUUGCCAUGGCUUUUGCCUUCCUCUCAUCUCUGUAUGGUGACUUUAUGCAGGCAGUAGGUGCAUCAGUACGCAUGUUUGAGUUGAUGGAUCGCUUACCAUCCAUUAAUAUGGAAGGAGGACUAACUUUGCCCUCUGUUAAUCAAAGUAAGUUCGGUUUGUCAUUUAAACUUAAACCUGGUGAGACUGUUGCACUGGUUGGACCUUCUGGAGGUGGUAAAUCUACAGUGAUUAGCUUACUGGAGAGAUUCUAUGAUCCUAAGUCAGGCAGUAUCUCUAUAGGAGGAACAAACUUGGGUGAACUGGAUCUAUUCUGGAUGAGGCGGAAGAUUGCUCUUGUAAGCCAGGAACCAGUUUUGUUUGCCACAACAAUUGCUGGUAACAUUGCAUAUGGACGUGAAGCAACACAGGAAGAGAUAGAGGAAGUUUCCAAACAGGCAAAUGCUCAUAAUUUCAUCACUGCAUUUGAGGAAGGAUACAAAACCCAAGUUGGUGAACGAGGUGUGAAGUUGUCUGGAGGUCAAAAACAACGUGUGGCUAUUGCACGUGCUCUUCUGAUGAACCCUGACAUUCUUUUGCUUGAUGAGGUAACAUAUAACUUUGGUUUGAUCAAUUAAUAUAAGGAAUCAUUACAUCUGCACAUCAAUACAGUGACAAUUAAUGUAUUUGUGUAGCAUAUAACAUCCCCUAGUUACGGGUAAAUAUUAAGUCCCCUCCAUUGUGCACAUGCAGACAAGAUCAAUUCUUUUUGUAGGUUGCAGUGACUGUUUUCACUUGUUUAACAAAUCGAAAUCAACCACAUUUUCAUGGUCCA